This is a messenger RNA of Xiphias gladius (swordfish), 760 nucleotides long. RefSeq names its product rho guanine nucleotide exchange factor 38-like. The record is from RefSeq and is a predicted model, not a curated record. The coding region runs from base 89 to 760 and encodes 223 amino acids. Lineage: Eukaryota; Metazoa; Chordata; Actinopteri; Istiophoriformes; Xiphiidae. Gene Ontology annotation, molecular function: guanyl-nucleotide exchange factor activity. The transcript is spliced from 4 exons.
UGUGUCUGUCCCUUUCCCUGCCCUUCUCUCUUCCCCUCUCUUUUCUCUUUGACUGGUCUCAAAGCACAAGGUAGCUGACAGCCUCACUAUGGACCCCAAGGAGGCCAGUGGGAGUGAGAAGGAGAAGGAAAAAGAGAAGGAGAAAGUAAUAAAGAGGAGGAACCGGCCUGUGUUCCUGCGUUACCUGGAGAGGAGAAAGACGGACACUAUUGUGGCUGAUGACAUGGCCAAAGGUGACAUCAACCUGGGGACGCUGGUGAGGAGGAGUCAGUCUGACAAGACGGAGUACAGCGCUAAACUUAAAGAGAAAAUGACACCACAUGACCUGUCCACACCUCCGUCUCCAGCCCUGGACCUUGAGGAGGUUCGUUUGAGGAAGAUGAACCGCAGGGCGAAGAUCAUCCAGGAGCUUGUGCAGACUGAAAAGGACUACCUCACAGACCUGGAGCUGUGCAUCAGAGAAGUGGUCCAGCCUUUACGAAACAUGCAGGUUGUGGAUAUAGAUCGGCUGUUCACCAACACGGAGACAGUGUGUGAGGUAUCUGCAGCCCUCCUUCACAGACUGCAUGAGGCCAUGGCUGAGCCUGAUCCAGAGGCAGUGGUCAUAGGAGAAGUAUUCAUCCAGGCGAAGGCAGCUUUAGAAGAUGUAUAUAAGAUUUACUGUUACCAUCACGAUGACGCCAACAUGUCACUCAAAUCCUAUGAGAAAGAGGAAGAAAUAAAGCAACAUUUCACCACAUGUGUUUUAGCACUGAAGUAA